CUGGAUGCAGGAAUCAUCCGUCGUCACUGUUGCCUCUCGAGAUUCUCCGAGAUUCCAAAACGUCGGCAUGUUGUUCUGAGAUCGAACAGGAGGCUACGGAUCUCGAUCCGAAUGCGGCUCUUGGCAUUCAUUCAGAUCACCUUCAUACGAUGUAUUAUCACGGGGUUUGUUUGUUCUCUUCAUCGCUGCAAACACCGUGCUGGGUUAUAUAAAUCAAUUCUCUUCACUUCCCCGCGAUGUUCCCCCAUCCCAUCUCAGUGUUCUUCUACGGACUUUGGCUUCCGGCAGUGGCGGGCGGCUCGAGUCCGAAACUCCCCGCACUGGACACUGGAAAACCACUGCCGGUUUUCUCACCUCCUAGCGGCCAGCAAACUGCAUUGAAUCAUACAAAGUCUUCCAUCAUGGCUGAUCCAAGUUCGGUCGAGCGAGCCUUUCGCACCGCGAUCCCUCCGUUAAAGAAAUCCCCCUUCAAAACAGGAUGGCGUUGAUUCAAGCCAUACCAGCUGCUGCGCACCUGGGCAUGGCCGCCUACGUGGGCAUCAUUGCUAUAAUAUCGACCACGAGAUGGGCGGCUUACAGGGUCAUCUACAACCUAUAUUGUCACCCUCUUGCGCGCUUCCCUGGCCCGUUCCUCGCCAAAGUGUCUCCCUUCCCCAACGUCACCGCCCUCCUUCGCGGCCGCAUCCCCUUCUGGAUCAAGGCCCAGCACGACCGCUACGGGCCCAUCGUGCGGGUCUCCCCCAACGAGCUCUCCUUCGACAACGAAGCGGCCUGGAAGGACAUAUACGGCAGCCGGCCAGGGCACAAGAACUUCCACAAGGACCCCAUCCACGUCGGCAGCAUCCAGGCCGUUCCCGGCGUGUCGACCAUCACCAUGGCCAACGACGCCGACCACGCCCGCCAGCGUCGCGCCCUCUCUCACGCCUUCUCCACCAAAGCGCUCCUGGAGCAAGAGUACAUCGUCAAGUCGUACAUCGACGUCUUUUCGCUGAAGAUGCGGGAGUUUGCGAAGAGCGGUGCCCCCGUCAACCUGGUCGACUGGUUCGCGUACACGACGUUCGAUAUCAUUGGCGAUAUGGCUCUGGGCGAGCCGUUUGGCUGUUUGACGAAUGAGGACUUUCGAUUCUGGGUCCCCCUGAUCAGCGAGUCUAUCAAGGCUGGCGCUUUUGAGCAGGCCACCCGUCGCCUGGCCGAGGCCAAUGGUCGCAUGCAGAAACUCCUUCUCAAGCUAAUCCCGGACCGCAUCCGCAGGACGCGGAUUCAGCAUCUCGAGUAUAGCAAGCAGAAGAUUCUCAAGCGCAUGGCCGAAUCCAAUUCUGAUCACAAAGACUUCCUCUACUACCUCAUGCAACAAUCCGACAAGGGCUCCAUCAACCAGGACGAGGUCAUUGUCAACGGGGCUCUGUUCAUUAUUGCUGGCACCGAGACAACCGCAGGCUUCCUGGCCGGGCUCUUCAAUCAGCUCCUGCGCAACCGUCGCGUCCUCGACAAGCUCACUGCCGAAAUCCGCUCCUCUUUCGCCAAGGAUGAGGACCUCAACUUUGAAGACCUCAGCAAACUCCCCUACCUUGGCGCCGUCAUUGACGAAGGGCUACGGAUUUUCCCUAGUGCCCCUAUUGGGUUUGUUCGGACCGUCCCAGCUGGAGGGGAUACCGUUGACGGGGAGUUCAUUCCCGGUGGGACAACCGUCUCGGUACCCAUGUGGGGUGCCACACAUAGCGAACGCAACUUUCGCGAGCCCUACCGCUUCAUCCCAGAGCGUUGGCAGGACAAGGAAAACAGUGCCGAUAAAUUCGGUGCCUCCAACGCCUUCUCCCUGGGGUCACGGGGCUGUAUCGGCCGCAACUUGUCUUACAUGGAAAUGCGCCUCAUAAUCGGCAAGCUGCUGUGGCACAACGACAUUGAGUUUCACGGAAACAAUGACGCCUGGGACCCUGAUAGGGACUAUCCUGGGUUGACGGUAUACAAUAAUUGGAUGAAGCCCGGGCUUUAUGCCAAGCUGACUCCUCGUAAGAACUGAGGAGGUGGUUUGAUGGAGUCUUGCUGCAAGCCUUUGUACCCAGGGGACACGAGGAACCGCCUCCGUCCGAAACGCGAGUUGCGAAGGCCAAAAGCCACCACCGCUAUAAGGGCUCUGAAGCUGCCUGCCGUUUACAAUUUCCUGCAUAGGGGGCCUGUUGUUGACUUUUCUACUUUGAGUAUCACCUCUCUUGUAAUC
Molecule: messenger RNA, 2218 nt
Organism: Sodiomyces alkalinus F11
Lineage: Eukaryota; Fungi; Ascomycota; Sordariomycetes; Glomerellales; Plectosphaerellaceae
Product: averantin oxidoreductase
Exons: 8
Coding region: 479-2020 (513 amino acids)
Molecular function (GO): heme binding; oxidoreductase activity, acting on paired donors, with incorporation or reduction of molecular oxygen; iron ion binding
Source: RefSeq, a predicted model, not a curated record